Messenger RNA from Zophobas morio, 1597 nucleotides. Its product is annotated as zinc finger protein 664-like. The transcript has a single exon. Lineage: Eukaryota; Metazoa; Arthropoda; Insecta; Coleoptera; Tenebrionidae. Gene Ontology annotation, biological process: regulation of transcription by RNA polymerase II. The record is from RefSeq and is a predicted model, not a curated record. The coding region runs from base 164 to 1504 and encodes 446 amino acids. Gene Ontology annotation, molecular function: RNA polymerase II transcription regulatory region sequence-specific DNA binding; DNA-binding transcription factor activity, RNA polymerase II-specific; zinc ion binding. Gene Ontology annotation, cellular component: nucleus.
UCGGCGACCUAAAUUUUCAGGUUAGGUGUUUUUGUUUGAAGUUUAUUCCCAGUUUAUGAAUUUAUCCAUGGGUUGUUUAUGUUUCUACAUUAUUAAAAUGAAGUUUUUGUAAAAAUAAAAAAUAAUUACGGUCGGUUAAAGCGAUAAUAACACACAACCAAAAAUGAACUAUGUUUGUGCUUCGAAGGCUGUGACUUUAAAAGAUUUCGACCGAAUAUGUCGAACCUGCAUGGGAGACGAAAAAAUAAGCCCCAUAACGGACACCUACAUAGGUGACUUAAAAGUGACAGAUUUACUAAAGUCUAACGUGAUGAUUGAAGUCAAUACAGACGAUAUUCUUCCACAAAAUAUAUGUGAAACCUGCCUUAACGACCUCUACACAGUCCACAAAUUCAAGAAACAGUGUCAAGAUAACGAAGCCGCUUUAAAACUCCUAGCGGAAAACGUCUUUGAUGACGAGCCAAGUGACAAAGAAGAGAAAUUCUUGUGCAACAUCACCAUCAUCGAAGACGACGUGGACAUAAAAUCGGAAAAAAGCGACUGCGAGAAAAACUCAGACACAGCCCCCCAGGAACACCUGGGGGAGCACCAAAAAUCCCCCAGACACCCUCAACGCGUCAAACGCAAGUGUGAAGUUUGCAAGAAAGUCUACAACCGCGGCUACUUUCGCCAACACAUGCGGUCACACACCAAAGAAAAACCCUACCAGUGCGAAUUCUGCUCGCAGAGCUUCUCGCUCAGCCGCAACUUGAAGCGGCACAAAAUGAUCCACACCGGCGAGCGGCCACAUGUGUGCAACGUGUGUGGGAAGGGCUUCAUCCAAGCCACGUCCCUCCACGCCCACCAUAAAGUCCACCAAUCACAGCAAUUCCCGCCCAAGUGUGAACAGGUGAAAUACAUGUGCGACUUCUGCGGGCGUGGCUUCAAGCGGCUCGUCCACUUCAACGCCCACACGGAGAAGCACGCCCCCGAUUCGUCUGCGGAUGACAAGUCUGAGAAGAGCGAGCCGCGUGAUUACGUGUGUGAUGUUUGUGCGCGCGCGUACAAGACCAAGCACCACCUUAAAGCGCAUCAGUUGACGCACGGCGAGAAGACUUUUCUGUGUAGUGAUUGUGGGAGGUGCUUUGUGAAGAAGGCGGCGCUUGACUCGCACUUGAAGGUUCAUACGGGAGAAAAGCCGCAUACGUGUGAGGUGUGUAAAAAGUCGUUUACGCACUAUAUGACUCUCAUUUCGCACAUGCAUAUACAUUCGGGGUUGAAGCCCUAUAGGUGUAGUUUUUGUACUAAAGCGUUUACGCAGUCGUCGCAUUUGAGGUCUCAUCUGAGGACGCAUAGUGGGGAGAGGCCGCACAAGUGCUCGUUUUGUGGGAAGAGUUUCGCUUUGAAGGGGAAUUUGACGGUUCAUGUGAGGACGCAUACGGGGGAGACGCCAUACAUUUGUCCCGUGUGUGGAAAAGGGUUUUAUGACUCUAGUAGCAUGAAGAAGCAUCAAAAGAGUCAUUAGGACAGGGAUACCUUUAAUCUGGUUUAUUUUGUUUUUACAGUGUCGAUAAUAACCAGAAACUAUAAUUGUUCAAAAAAUAUACUUUUUGUAAAA